Molecule: messenger RNA, 1576 nt
Organism: Daucus carota subsp. sativus
Lineage: Eukaryota; Viridiplantae; Streptophyta; Magnoliopsida; Apiales; Apiaceae
Exons: 6
Coding region: 579-1367 (262 amino acids)
Biological process (GO): tRNA-type intron splice site recognition and cleavage
Cellular component (GO): tRNA-intron endonuclease complex
Source: RefSeq, a predicted model, not a curated record
AAGUGAAAAGGAGUUAAAAUGGGUCUCUCUGUUCAUGUUCUCCUCCUACACUGAAGCACUGGUUCCACGAUGAUUAAGAGAAGUGAAUUAAUCUGAUUCGAAAAUACAGUUUUAAAUCUUAUUCCCCCUCUACACAAGCUGGUGGAUUUUGCUUCACCGAGCAAUUCCCAUCCACUUGAGCCGCAUCCCCGUGCCAAAUUGAGAGCGCAGAAAACAACACUUCAUUUUGGCUUCAACUUCAUUCCAAAUCCACGCCAACUUCAUUGUGUUCAAUUGGAGGCGCGCUCGGUGCAUCAACAGACCUUCCGUCUUUGGGCGUGGGCACGAGCACCUAAAUUUAUCUUCAAGCCAUUUUUAUAAACUCACAACCAAUCUCGGUCAGCUGUCUAAUCUGAAAACUGUUACUGGAAAAAGAAUGAGGGAGCGUAAAUACUUCUUAUUUGUGCAAAGCCUUUUGUAGAAUCAGCCGCACGUAAAAUUUGUAUUGGGGAUUAAAAGGGUCAAUUGCAGAUGAAAUGUUACUAACAAGGUAAUAUAGAUGCAACCCUCUUCUUACAGUUGAUAGAUAGUUUCGCCAAAUGGAAGUUGAGGAUUAUGCAAGUUCGUCUGGGGGAACGAGUGAUUCUGAGCUGUUAACGCAGGACACCAACGAUGAAGAAAUUUGCGAUUAUUCUGGAGAGUUGCUGAAGUUUAAAUGCAGGAAGUUGACAUCGAAGGCUAAUUGGAAGGAUGAGUUGGGAAUGGCAGAGAUUGUUUCUUAUCAUGGCCGGCUCUGGAAAAGUACUGGGAUAGUGCGUGAUGGAAAGAUUUACUACUCGAUUGAAGAGGCUUUGUUUAUGGCUGAAAUCGGGGCAUUAGAUCUACUGCGGGAUGAUCUAUGUCUUUCACUAGAAGAAAUAUAUAAGAUGGUUUCACAAGGUAAAUUUGGAUGUUGCUGGGAGUCCUUUCAGGUGUACAGGCACUUAAAAUCUUUGGGUUACAUCAUUGGUCGGCAUGGUGUUCCAUGGACCCUGAAGCGUCUUGUUAAGAGUGAACCCAAACUGAAUGAAGCCACAGAAGAAAUUAAUACAAAGUGUGACAGAGAAGCUGAAGACAAAAGUACUAUCAUCGAAAUGUUUAAAGGCAUGCACAUUGAUAAAGUGAAAGCAAUCUUUGACGUCUAUCCUCCUAACAGCAAUUUCAAGAAAACAUCACCCGGCAAUCCAAGUUUUGUGCUCUGUUUGACCAGCAGUCUUCCACCAUCCAAACAAGAGAUAAGCAACCUUGAGAGACAGUGCUAUGGUAUUCCUUUGAAGUUUUGUAAUAUCGAGAAUGGACGUGUCAGUUUCUUUUCCUUCAACAUGGUGGAGCUUCCGCUGCUUCCUUAAUUUGCUCAAAUUUAGGACAGAAUAUUUCAAUUUGUCAAAGCUAUUAAAACAGCUUGAUUUUCUGAAUCAGACCUUUGGCCAUGAUAUAUAUGCAGUUAGUACAAUAUUACAUGCCAGUUAUAAACACAUUUUUGUAUGCUAGUUAUAUAUUAGUGAGAGGUUUUAUUAUUGCUCUGUGGCUGCCAAGAAGUUGCUCUGUUGUCAAGACA